GGGCCGUGUCCCUGCUCGGUGGGCUUGAAGCCCUGCCACCCGCCGCCUCACCCGCGGCACCAUGACCACUCUGAGCACCAGGGUUACAGACUGCUUUGCACUCACUCACCAGAGCUAACUUCAGCAUGCUCAAAAGGAAACAGAGCUCCAGGGUGGAGGCCCAGCCAGUUACUGACUUUGGUCCUGAUGAAUCUCUGUCAGACAAUGCUGACAUACUCUGGAUUAACAAGCCAUGGGUUCACUCUUUGCUGCGCAUCUGUGCCAUCAUCAGUGUCAUUUCUGUCUGUAUGAACACACCCAUGACGUUCGAACACUAUCCUCCUCUUCAGUAUGUGACCUUUACUCUGGAUACAUUAUUGAUGUUUCUCUACACAGCAGAGAUGAUAGCAAAAAUGCACAUCCGGGGUAUUGUCAAGGGGGAUAGUUCCUACGUGAAAGAUCGUUGGUGUGUUUUUGAUGGAUUUAUGGUCUUUUGCCUUUGGGUUUCAUUGGUGUUGCAGGUAUUUGAAAUUGCUGAUAUAGUUGAUCAGAUGUCACCUUGGGGCAUGUUGCGGAUCCCAAGGCCACUGAUUAUGAUCCGAGCAUUCCGAAUUUAUUUUCGAUUUGAACUACCAAGGACCAGAAUUACAAAUAUUUUAAAGCGAUCAGGAGAACAAAUAUGGAGUGUUUCAAUUUUUCUACUUUUCUUUCUGCUUCUUUAUGGAAUUUUAGGAGUUCAGAUGUUUGGGACAUUUACCUUCCACUGUGUAGUAAAUGACACAAAGCCAGGAAAUGUGACAUGGAAUAGUUUAGCUAUCCCAGAUACACACUGUUCACCAGAGCUAGAAGAAGGCUACCAGUGCCCACCAGGAUUUAAAUGCAUGGACCUUGAAGAUCUGGGACUUAGCAGGCAAGAGCUGGGCUACAGUGGCUUUAAUGAGAUAGGCACCAGCAUCUUCACAGUUUAUGAGGCUGCUUCCCAGGAAGGCUGGGUCUUCCUCAUGUACAGAGCAAUUGACAGCUUUCCCCGCUGGCGUUCCUACUUCUACUUCAUCACUCUCAUAUUCUUCCUUGCGUGGCUUGUUAAGAAUGUGUUUAUCGCUGUAAUCAUUGAAACAUUUGCAGAAAUCAGGGUACAGUUUCAACAAAUGUGGGGAUCAAGAAGCAGUACUACUUCAACAGCCACCACCCAGAUGUUUCAUGAAGACCCUGCAGGAGGAUGGCAACUGGUAGCUGUGGAUGUCAACAAGCCCCAGGGACGUGCCCCAGCCUGCCUCCAGCAAAUGAUGCGAUCAUCAGUUUUUCACAUGUUCAUCCUGAGCAUGGUGACUGUGGAUGUGAUAGUAGCUGCUAGCAACUAUCACAAAGGAGAGAGCUUCCGAAGACAGUACGAUGAGUUCUAUCUUGCAGAGGUGGCUUUUACUGUACUUUUUGAUUUGGAAGCCCUUCUAAAGAUAUGGUGUUUGGGAUUUACUGGAUAUAUUAGCUCAUCUCUCCACAAAUUUGAGCUACUACUUGUGAUCGGAACUACUCUUCAUGUAUAUCCAGAUCUUUAUCAUUCUCAAUUCACAUACUUUCAGGUUCUUCGGGUGGUUCGGCUUAUUAAGAUUUCACCUGCAUUAGAAGACUUUGUGUACAAGAUAUUUGGUCCUGGGAAAAAGCUUGGGAGUUUGGUUGUAUUUACUGCCAGCCUCUUGAUUGUUAUGUCAGCAAUUAGUUUGCAGAUGUUCUGCUUUGUUGAAGAACUGGACAGAUUUACAACCUUUCCAAGGGCAUUUAUGUCCAUGUUCCAGAUUCUUACCCAGGAAGGAUGGGUGGAUGUAAUGGACCAAACUCUAAAUGCUGUGGGACACAUGUGGGCACCUGUGGUUGCCAUCUAUUUCAUUCUCUAUCAUCUUUUUGCCACUCUGAUCCUCCUGAGUUUGUUUGUUGCUGUUAUUUUGGACAACUUAGAACUUGAUGAAGAUCUAAAGAAGCUGAAACAAUUAAAGCAAAGUGAAGCAAAUGCAGACACCAAAGAAAAGCUCCCUUUGCGCCUUCGAAUCUUUGAGAAAUUUCCAAACAGACCACAAAUGGUGAAAAUCUCAAAGCUUCCUUCAGAUUUUACCGUUCCUAAAAUCAGGGAAAGUUUUAUGAAGCAGUUUAUUGAUCGCCAGCAACAGGACACUUGCUGCCUCUUAAGAAGCCUUCCAUCAGCCUCUUCCUCAUCGUGUGAUCACUCUAAACGGUCUGCAAUAGAGGAUAACAAAUACAUUGACCAAAAACUCCGCAAGUCUGUUUUCAGCAUCAGGGCAAGGAAUCUUCUAGAAAAGGAGACUGCAGUCACUAAAAUCUUAAGAGCUUGCACUCGACAACGCAUACUGAGUGGAUCAUUUGAGGGGCAGCCAGCAAAGGAAAGGUCAAUUCUCAGUGUGCAGCAUCAUAUCCGCCAAGAGCGCAGAUCACUAAGACAUGGAUCAAACAGCCAGAGGAUCAGCAGGGGGAAAUCUCUUGAAACUUUGACGCAAGAUCAUUCCAAUACAGUAAGAUAUAGAAAUGCACAAAGAGAAGACAGUGAAAUAAAGAUGAUACAAGAAAAAAAGGAGCAAGCAGAAAUGAAAAGGAAAGUGCAAGAGGAGGAACUGCGAGAGAACCAUCCAUACUUUGAUAAGCCACUGUUCAUAGUAGGACGAGAACACAGGUUCAGAAACUUCUGCCGAGUGGUGGUCCGUGCUCGCUUCAAUGCAUCUAAAACAGAUCCUGUCACUGGAGCUGUGAAAAGUACGAAGUACCAUCAACUUUAUGAUUUGUUGGGACUGGUGACUUAUCUGGACUGGGUCAUGAUCAUCGUAACCAUCUGCUCCUGUAUUUCCAUGAUGUUUGAAUCCCCCUUCCGAAGAGUCAUGCAUGCACCUACACUGCAGAUUGCUGAGUAUGUAUUUGUGAUAUUCAUGAGCAUUGAGCUUAAUCUGAAGAUUAUGGCAGAUGGCUUAUUUUUUACUCCAACUGCUGUCAUCAGGGACUUUGGUGGAGUAAUGGACAUAUUUAUAUAUCUUGUGAGCUUGAUAUUUCUUUGUUGGAUGCCUCAAAAUGUGCCUGCGGAAUCAGGAGCUCAGCUCCUCAUGGUGCUUCGGUGCCUUAGACCUUUGCGGAUAUUCAAACUGGUGCCACAGAUGAGGAAAGUUGUUCGAGAGCUUUUCAGUGGCUUCAAGGAAAUUUUUUUGGUCUCCAUUCUUUUGCUGACAUUAAUGCUUGUUUUUGCAAGCUUUGGAGUUCAGCUUUUUGCUGGAAAACUUGCAAAGUGCAAUGAUCCCAACAUUAUUAGAAGGGAAGACUGCAAUGGCAUAUUCAGAAUUAAUGUAAGUGUGUCCAAGAACCUAAAUCUUAAAUUAAGACCUGGAGAGAAAAAACCUGGAUUUUGGGUGCCCCGUGUUUGGGCGAAUCCUCGGAACUUUAAUUUCGACAAUGUGGGAAAUGCUAUGCUGGCAUUGUUUGAAGUUCUCUCCUUGAAAGGCUGGGUAGAAGUAAGGGAUGUUAUUAUUCAUCGUGUGGGGCCGAUGCAUGGAAUCUACAUUCAUGUUUUUGUAUUCCUGGGUUGCAUGAUUGGACUGACCCUUUUUGUUGGAGUAGUUAUUGCUAAUUUCAAUGAAAACAAGGGGACAGCUCUUCUGACUGUAGAUCAGAGAAGAUGGGAAGAUCUGAAGAGCCGACUGAAGAUAGCACAGCCUCUUCAUCUCCCACCUCGCCCGGAUAAUGAUGGUUUCAGAGCCAAGAUGUAUGACAUAACCCAGCAUCCAUUUUUUAAGAGGACAAUUGCAUUACUUGUCCUGGCCCAGUCGGUGCUGCUUUCUGUCAAGUGGGACGUUGAGGACCCAGUGACUGUUCCUUUGGCAACAAUGUCAGUGGUUUUCACCUUCAUCUUUGUUCUAGAGGUCACAAUGAAGAUCAUAGCCAUGUCACCUGCUGGUUUCUGGCAAAGUAGAAGAAAUCGCUAUGAUCUGCUGGUGACAUCACUUGGUGUUGUCUGGGUGGUACUUCACUUUGCCCUUCUGAAUGCAUAUACCUACAUGAUGGGUGCGUGCGUGAUUGUCUUUAGGUUUUUCUCCAUCUGUGGAAAGCAUGUAACACUGAAAAUGCUCCUCCUGACAGUGGUCGUCAGCAUGUAUAAAAGCUUCUUUAUCAUUGUAGGAAUGUUUUUAUUGCUGCUGUGUUAUGCUUUUGCUGGAGUUGUUUUAUUUGGUACUGUGAAAUAUGGAGAGAACAUUAACAGGCAUGCAAACUUCUCUUCGGCUGGCAAAGCUAUUACCGUGCUCUUCCGAAUUGUCACAGGCGAAGACUGGAACAAGAUUAUGCAUGAUUGUAUGGUCCAGCCACCCUUUUGUACUCCAGAUGAAUUUACAUACUGGGCAACUGACUGUGGAAAUUAUGCUGGGGCACUUAUGUAUUUCUGUUCAUUUUAUGUCAUCAUUGCCUACAUCAUGCUAAAUCUACUUGUAGCUAUAAUAGUAGAGAAUUUUUCCUUGUUUUAUUCCACUGAGGAGGACCAGCUUUUAAGUUACAAUGAUCUUCGCCACUUUCAAAUCAUAUGGAAUAUGGUAGAUGAUAAACGAGAGGGCGUGAUUCCAACUUUUCGUGUGAAAUUCCUGCUGCGACUACUGCGGGGACGGCUGGAGGUGGACCUGGACAAGGACAAACUGCUUUUUAAGCACAUGUGCUACGAAAUGGAGAGGCUGCAUAAUGGCGGGGAUGUCACUUUCCACGAUGUCCUAAGCAUGCUCUCCUACCGGUCAGUUGACAUCCGAAAGAGUUUGCAGUUGGAGGAGCUGCUUGCCAGGGAGCAGCUGGAGUACACCAUUGAGGAGGAAGUGGCCAAGCAGACAAUCCGAAUGUGGUUGAAAAAGUGCUUAAAGCGCAUCAGAGCCAAACAGCAGCAGUCAUGCAGCAUCAUUCACAGCCUGAGAGAGAGCCAACAACAGGAGCUGAGCCGGUUUCUGAAUCCCCCCAGUAUUGAGACCACCCAGCCCAGUGAAGAAAUGAACGCCAACAGUCAGGAUAAUAAUACGCAACCUGAGACAAGCAGCCAGCAGCAGCUUCUGAGCCCCACUCUGUCAGACAGAGGAGGGAGUCGGCAAGACGCAGCAGAUGCUGGGAAACCCCAAAGGAAGUUUGGGCAAUGGCGUCUGCCCUCUGCACCAAAACCAAUAAGCCACUCAGUGUCUUCAGUCAACUUACGAUUUGGAGGGCGGACAACAAUGAAAUCUGUAGUGUGCAAAAUGAACCCCAUGACUGAUGCAGCUUCCUGUGGUUCUGAAGUUAAGAAGUGGUGGACCCGGCAGUUGACUGUGGAGAGUGAUGAAAGUGGAGAUGACCUUCUGGAUAUUUAGGUGGAAACCAAUGCAGAUUUCAGUCUAAUGGUGAAAACUAUUUUUAAAUAUUUUCUUCUAUUGUCCAGUCAGCAAUCCAUAAUUAAUACAUAGCUGAAUUCCAAUUUGUCCUCCAUAUAAAGGCAUAAAAACUGGUUAUUACCACAUGUUCAAGAAAAUGUGCAUAAUGGCAAUAUUAGUAAUAUUAGAAACUAUACUAAUAUCAGAUGUAGAUUGUUCAGAAAUUUCAUGUAUUCUAUCUAUGUAAACUAAAGCAUAUAUUCAAUAUGCUCUUAUAUAUUAUUACCACCCCUGAGAGAGUGCUAAGCCCAAAGUGGCUAAUAUUUAUGGUACGGGAGCUACAGAUUUAGUUUACAUUUUUCCCAAUUCUACUAGAAAAUUUAUCUUGGAAGAAUAUGUUAUUUACAAUUGAUCUGAAAAGGUCAGCACUGAGCUCAUGCUAAAAUGAUAGUAGUUUUACAAACUACAGAUUCUGAAUUUUAAAAAGUAUAUCCUUUUUCUCAUGUAAUUUUUUAAUAUAUAUAAGAUAUUUAGAGAUUAGAAGUCAAUUUCUGUCUUCAGUCACUCUAAUGAAAUUGAUGCUUGCUUCCAAGAGAAUUGUAUGCAGGUACUAGGGAAAGAAAUUGACCCAAGGAACUAACUGAUUUGAAUCCAAAUCUUAUGGAAAUAGAUAUGUAAAGUUGUUGAAAUUUCUUUUUUUUUAAGAUUUUAUUUAUUUACUUCUAAAGAGAAUGGAAGGGAGGGAGAAAGGAAGGGUAGAAACAUCAAUGUGUGAGAAAUACAUAAAUCAGUUGCCUGUAGCAUGGCCCCCAAUUGGGGACCUGGCCUGCAACCUGGGCAUGUGCCCUGACCUGGAAUUGAACUGAUGACCUUUCAGUUUGCAGGUCGAUGCUCAAUACACUGAGCCAUACCAGCCAGGGCAAGGUGUUGAAGUUUUUAAAAAGUAUUUUAAUAAUUGAAUCUAGAAAAAAAGAAUAAAACAAUUCAGUUUAUUUUUAAAAAUUGGCAUGCGUGAUGCUAUCAUUUGCUUUACUUUUUACCUAAGGAUGUCUAUUUUGCCAUAAAUUAACAAAUAUAUUAUGAGUUGAUCCCAACACAUCAUCAUUGUCUUUAAUUCCAAAUGACUCCCCUGCUACCUGAAUGUGCUAUGGAAAUAAUGCUAUUCUACAAAAUCUUCCUCUGAACUCAAGAGUUUAAGUAUCCCAAAACCCAAAUGCAUUUGUGUUCUAUGGGAAGAUUAAAAUGCAAAGUGAUUAAAAGCACUGUUGGUCCACUAAUGCUGAGUCAAUCUAAUAGAAGUGUGUUUGGGCCUUUACCUAUAUUAUUCUUGAUUGAAGAUUUGUGUUUAGAUUAUUUCUUUUAAUGGAGUGAUUAUCUCAGUAUCCUAUAGGAGUUCACCCAACCCCAGUUGCUUUAUUUUUCUCUGUAUAACAUUCUUAAAAUAGUCAAAUGUCACAUUCUUUCUGUAUAACAAUUGUAACAUUGUGGUGAUAGUCUAUUGUUUAUAUGAUUGUGCUGAUAAGAUAAUGGGCAAUUAAAGUCAGUGCAACUGAAAGGAAAAUAUUUGUUUUUAUGUUCAUUCAGAGUUUACUUUUUAUACAUAAUAAAAUGUAGUAAGUUCUGACUUUGUAAAGUAAUUUACUCUGAGUUGAUCAUUGCUAACCCCUUUUCUUGUGCAUGAGGGGAGAGAACUUGUGUAGGGCCACUAGAUUGCUGGCACAUUGCGAACUCUGUAUUUGGAUAUUCUGCCUAUAAUUAGUUGGCAAAAGCUCUAUCCCUGGUAUUUGCUUCAACUCAGCACCUAACCCAGAAUGUUCCUUUCACGUUUGUGCCCAUAAGACUGAAUACCCUGUACCUUCCAAACCGGUAAUAAAGCAGAAAAGGAUCUUA
Artibeus jamaicensis (Jamaican fruit-eating bat) is the source of this 7232-nucleotide messenger RNA. It is a transcript of the gene NALCN, whose product is annotated as sodium leak channel, non-selective. The transcript has 44 exons. Gene Ontology annotation, biological process: monoatomic ion transport; transmembrane transport. The record is from RefSeq and is a predicted model, not a curated record. The coding region runs from base 126 to 5342 and encodes 1738 amino acids. Gene Ontology annotation, molecular function: monoatomic cation channel activity. Gene Ontology annotation, cellular component: membrane. NCBI's taxonomy places the organism in Eukaryota, Metazoa, Chordata, Mammalia, Chiroptera, Phyllostomidae.